ACCGACCCAACAACAACCCGCCCAACGACCAGCCAAGAUGGGUGCCCUUAAAUAUGUGGAGGAACUUCAGAAGAAGAAGCAGUCGGAUAUCAUGCGCUUCUUGACGCGUGUGCGCUGCUGGGAGCUUCGACAGCUCCAUGUCAUCCACCGCGCCUCCCGUCCUUCGCGCCCCGACAAGGCUCGUCGUUUGGGAUACAAGGCAAAGCAGGGCUAUGUCAUCUACCGCAUCCGUGUCCGCCGUGGUGGCCGCAAGCGACCCGUGCCCAAGGGCGCCACCUAUGGCAAGCCGACCAACCAGGGUGUGAACCAGCUCAAGUACCAGCGUUCCCUCAAGUCCACCGCUGAGGAGCGUGUCGGUCGCCGCUGUGCCAACCUUCGUGUCCUCAACUCGUACUGGAUCAACCAGGACUCCACCUACAAGUACUACGAGGUCAUCCUCGUGGACCCCCAGCACAAGGCCAUCCGCCGCGAUCCCCGAAUCAACUGGAUCGUCAACCCCGUCCACAAGCACCGCGAGAGCCGUGGUCUCACCGCCACGGGCAAGAAGAGCCGUGGUUUGGGCAAGGGUCACAAAUUCAACAAGACUACCGCCGGAAGGAGGAAGACCUGGAAGAGGCACAACACUCUCUCCCUCUGGCGCUACCGCUAGAUUGGUUGAGUGUGCGAUGGUUCUCGUGGAGGAUUUUGCCCGUACCCGGGUGCAAUGGGAUAGUGCGGCUGGAAAACGGUGUCCUGGGAUACAUAGCGACUUUUCUGAGAUAUGUCAUUUCACGACUAUCCGGGCUUUUCAAAGGCUCAAAAUUCGAAAGAGAUUCGGAUCUCCGAUUGUUUUCUCGUGUCAAGCUUGUGUCCAGAUGCUCAAGUCCCAGGGGCUGCAAGUCCAUCCAAUAUCACGAUCAUCGGUGCCCAGGGACUGCGCUUCCUUGUUUGCUGUCUGGUCUGGUUUGCUUCCCAUGAGGUUUCGGUAUUGAGAAUAUGGUCUAUGGUGAUGGUUUUACAUUCGCAUUAUGUCUUAUAUACGCCUGUGGGCGCUGGGUUGCUGCGGCGUGAAACGCAAGGGCGGGGCUAUCAGUGGACUUUGAUGGCAUGGUAGUGGACACUAUAGACUACAGUGUAUGUUUCGUCAAUCACAGAAUUCCGUCC
Messenger RNA from Westerdykella ornata, 1143 nucleotides. Its product is annotated as 60S ribosomal protein L15. NCBI's taxonomy places the organism in Eukaryota, Fungi, Ascomycota, Dothideomycetes, Pleosporales, Sporormiaceae. Gene Ontology annotation, cellular component: ribosome; cytosolic large ribosomal subunit. Gene Ontology annotation, biological process: cytoplasmic translation. The record is from RefSeq and is a predicted model, not a curated record. The transcript is spliced from 7 exons. Gene Ontology annotation, molecular function: RNA binding; structural constituent of ribosome. The coding region runs from base 38 to 649 and encodes 203 amino acids.